AUGCAUCGAUAUCUCUCCGAUCGCAAGAAUGACGCAGAAAUCGUCACCAUUGACUUUCGGUCAACUUCAAUCAGGCUAAGUCUUCUCAAAGAGGUGAUAUCUUAUGCAAUGUCUCACAUUACUCAAAAGAUAAACAUUGAAUACUCGAGUCCUAUCCAAACAAGACGUGGUGGAUUCGAUUUAUCUUUGUUUAAAUCUCAUUUUCUUCAAGAUCUUUGUUUGAAUAUCGAUUUUGAGCUCUUUAAAACUCCAAAUCUCACAUGGGAUUUGCCUGUUUUGACUACUUUGCAUCUUGAAAGGGUUUCAUUCUUACUGUAUCCUACUGAUAACAAAUCCUUGGAUUUGUUUUCCACCUUUUCAAAUCUGAAAAAUCUUUUCUUGGUUGAUUGUCAAUUAUGGCAAGUUAAUACUUUCUAUAUCACAUCAAGUAAAUUAGAGAAUCUGAGAUUAAAAUUUCUUCAUCAUUCAUGUCAGUUUGUGAUCUCAGCACCAAAACUUUCCUCUUUCACAUAUGAUCGCAUGGAUCAUCUGUCUUUGUUGUUAACCAGUGAUCUCAAUUCAUUAGAAACUUUAGUCUUUCGAACCAUUUAUGACAACAGAUCAUUGGGAGAACAACAAAAGAAUGUUGAAUUGCUGAUCGAUAUUUUUCAUCAAAUGUGUAACACAAAGUUUCUUACUUUGAACACUGCGACAUUGAAGUAUCUUUCAAGAUUCCCUGAAUUACUUGAAAGUAAAAUUUCCCCUUUUGUGAGAUUACAAACUUUGACAUUACAUGAAAUGCCUCCAUCAUCUGUUGACCUUGCUGAUAUCAUCAGUUAUUUCCGUAGCUAUGUUCCAGAUUGUUUGCUUUUUGUUGAAUAUUAUCCAGAAUUAUGGAGCACUCUUGACUUGAAAUCCAUUGAAAAAAUCAUCAUCAGGUUUGAUUGA
Molecule: messenger RNA, 927 nt
Organism: Lactuca virosa
Lineage: Eukaryota; Viridiplantae; Streptophyta; Magnoliopsida; Asterales; Asteraceae
Source: the annotation of a GenBank genome assembly